CGAAUCAAAAAACGCAUCUAGUGAGAAACAAAAUGGCGGUGUGCGCACAGUGUGUAAUUAAGAAUCGACCGAUAACGAGCGGUUUUUAAGUGUUUUUUUCAUUUCAAAACGGCGAAAAUGGGCGAAAUAACGUCGUAAGUAAACGAUUAAAAGACUCGGAUUGUAUUCCGAGAGAAAAUAAUCGAGUUUGCAAGAAAAUUUGGGCCCCACCGAAAUCAUCCUUUGAGACUUUUCGUGGAGAGUAUGUUUUGUUGAAUACACAAAAGACCACCCCCGCGGUAAAUAGAUCAUAACAAUAUUGAUUGAGUGAGGAAAAAAGAUAAGGAAUAAAGAAUGAAUGCCACGGAGAAGUUUUACGAUUUUAAUUGCGAGGAGAAUUCGACGAAAUGGAAAGGGGUUUUAGUACCUCCUUUAAGAAAGGUUUUGGACCAAGUUCAUCCAUCAUUAAGUGUUAAUGAUGAUGCUUUGAAUUACAUUGAGGGGUUAUGUUUGAGACUUUUAGCGAUGUUGUGUGCUAAAUCACCUCAUACGGUCCAGGAUGUUGAAAAUAAAGUUCAGAAUACAUUUCCUAAUCCAAUUAAUCAGUGGGCUCUUAAGGAUGCUCAGGAAGCUUUGGAAAAGGGCAAGAAAAAGUCUGUGUUACCUGUAGAUAAAAUACAUAAUUUGUUGCAGAAGGAAUUGUUACAAUAUAAGAUAGAUUCGAGUGUAUCGUUAUUUUUGGUGGCUGUUUUGGAGUAUAUCUCGGCCGAUAUUUUAAAAUUGGCUGGAAAUUACGUGACGAAUAUAAAACAUACGGAAAUAACCUAUCAAGAUGUGCAGAUAUCGAUGAACGCUGAUAAGACCAAAUCAGUGGCUUUAAUGGACUUGUUUUAUCAAGAUGAGGGUGGAAAAUUAAACAUUUGCGAGCAACCCAGCGUCUCAACCCAUGUUUCAAGGACCACGAAAACUUAUGAGGAGGUUGUUCGCGAAUUAAUGACAGCCGAAAGACAGUAUUUACGUGAUUUACACAUGAUAAUCAAAGUAUUUCGCGAAGAGAUAAUAAAAUUAAAAGCAGAAAAAGAAGAAAUCGAAAUAAUAUUCUCAAACAUCCUCGACAUCUACGAACUAACCGUCACUUUAUUGGGAAGUUUAGAAGACGUGAUAGAAAUGGCGCAAGAUCAAAUGCCCUUUAUCGGGAGUUGUUUCGAAGAAUUAGUCGAAGCCAAAGAAUUCGACGUUUACAUCCAAUACGCGGCCGAUGUCACAUCAUCAAAGUGCCGGGAAACUUUAAACGGUCUCCUAGGAAAGCCCCAAAUCCAAAAUUUAUUGUUAUCCGCCGGACAAGGAAUGAGAUUAUCGCUAAAAUAUUAUCUCCCCGCUUUAUUACAAAGCCCAAUUUUUCAUUGUUUCGCUUAUUUGGAUUACGUCCGGCAACUUUGCGAGCUUUCAAAGCUCCCCGACGACAAAGAAACGCUAAUUGAAGUCGAGGGGCAAUUAAAUCCGUUAAUAUCCGAGUUGGGGAGAUACGCCUCCGCAAAAACGGUCGUGAGACAACCUCAAAAUCAAAUUUUACGAUCGCGGAGGGAACAGGCGAUUUCAAAAAUACACGAAUUGGAGAAAAUGGUUGAAAAUUGGGACUCGAAAGACUUAGGGCAAUGUUGUAACGAGUUCGUUCGAGAGGAUAUGUUGAUGAAGGUUUCUUCAGGAAAGCGUUUAACCGAACGAAGAGUCUUUUUAUUCGACGGUUUAUUAAUAUUAUGCAAACCAAAUCCGCGAAGACAAAGCUCCGUUCAUGGAAAUCACCACCACGAUUGUCGAUUAAAAGAGCGCUUUUUUAUCCGUAUGGUUGAAAUCGUCGAUUUACCCGACACCGAAGAUUUAAAGAAUGUUUUCGAAAUUUGCCCGCGGGGGCAACCCCCUAUCGUUUUAUCGUGCAAAAACGGCGACGAUAAAAACAGUUGGUUAGCGGAUUUGGUGAUGUUAAAUAAUCGCUCGAUGUUGGAACGAAUUUUAGAUAGCAUUUUAUCCGACAUCGAACGAAAACAUCCUUUAAAAUUGCCGUCUCCGGAAAUUUAUAAAUUCGCCGAACCCGAUUCGAAAGACAACAUAGUUUUGGAACAACGCGAAAACGGGGGUGGUGUCCCUUUAAUAAAAGGGGCCACUAUUUACAAAUUAGUCGAACGAUUAACUUACCACAUCUACGCCGAUCCGAAAUUUGUAAAAACUUUUUUAACAACUUAUCGGAGUUUUUGCGCCCCCACGGAACUCCUAAAAUUAUUAAUCGAGCGUUUUCACAUUCCCGAUCCUAGCCUAGUUUACGAACAAGAAUCAACUGGAAAUGAUAACUCGGAUAAGAUGCAAAAAAAUUCGCAACGGGAGGAUUGGAAGCGUUAUCGAAAAGAAUACGUCCAACCGGUUCAAUUCCGCGUUUUAAACGUGUUAAGACAUUGGGUGGAUCAUCAUUUUUACGACUUCGAGAGGGACCCGGCUUUAUUGGCGGAAUUAGAGAAGUUUUUGGACUCUGUGAAUGGGAAGAGUAUGCGAAAAUGGGUCGAUAGCGUGGUUAAGAUCGUCCAAAGGAAAUUAGAACCGGACGCGCAACGAUUAAUCAAGUUUAAUUUCGAUGAUCAAGCCCCAAACAUCGAGUGGCACUUGACGCAGAAUGAGGAGGAUUUUGGAAUUUUAACUUUACACCCGUUAGAAAUUGCCCGGCAGUUAACAAUACUCGAUUUUGAUUUGUACAGGACGAUUAAGCCCUCGGAAUUGGUGGGGUGUGUUUGGACCAAGAAAGAUAAGGAAAAAACUAGCCCCAAUUUAUUAAGGAUGAUUAAACAUACUAAUAAUUUAACUCUUUGGUACGAAAAGAAUAUCGUUGAGGCCGAGAAUUUCGAAGAACGAGUAGCAAUCGUAAACCGGAUAAUCGAAAUAAUGACUUAUUUAGAUGAAUUAAACAAUUUUAACGCAGUCCUUGCGAUCGUAUCAGCAAUGGGAUCAGCUUCCGUUCACCGCUUAAAAUUUACCUACCAAAGUAUAUCCCAAACGAAUCGAAAGGCCCUCGAAGAAUGCCGAGCCGCCGAUAAUCACUUCAAAAAGUACCAAGAAAAACUGCGAUCAAUAAACCCCCCUUGCGUCCCAUUUUUAGGAAUGUACCUAACAAAUAUUUUUUUAUUAGAAGAAGGUAACCAAGAUUUCAUUCAAGACACUCAAUUAAUUAACUUUUUUAAACGAAGAAAAGUCGCCGAAAUCACCGGCGAGAUCCAACAGUAUCAAAACCAACCGUACGCUUACAAAGUCGAGCCGAAAAUUCGAAAAUUCUUGGAGAAUUUAAGCCCGUUCGGGGAAAUGUCUGAUAACGAGAUUAGUAAUUAUUUAUUUAAUAAGUCGAUUGAAAUCGAGCCGAGGGGCUCGAAGCAAGUGCCGAAAUUCCCCCGGAAAUGGCCCCAUUUAUCACUAAAAAGUCCCGGAACGAAAGCGUCUAAUCGAAGAAUUAAAGAACUUGCGAAUAUAACCGCUACAACUACGGCGAUUGUGAACUCAACGGUUCAAAAAAUUGAGGAAAAAAUUGUCGAUGGUGGCGAAGAGAAGAAAUCGGCGGAUAAAACGGAUAAUAGCGAUAUUAGUGUAUUUGCGCCUGUUCAAAUACCAACGGCGGGGUGUCAAAGUAGUCCCACUUUGAGUCCUAAUUCACCAGCGGCGACUUCGUUUCCCCCUUUUACACAUAGUAGACAUCCAAGUAUUUGUUCUGUUACAUCACAAUUUACUCACAGGACGUCGAUAUCAUCUAACAGUCAACCGCUACCCCCAAAAAAUAGUACUGGAAGUCCUGGCCCGCAUAGCCCCGCUUCACCAGGUCCGCAUUUCCCAUUAAGCGCCAUCUCUGGAGAGCCGAUUAGCCCACAUAUUCCAUCAACUCCCCCUCCCGUACCACCACGUCGACGACGAGAUAGCCCCGAAAUUAGUUCUCCACAACAAUUGAAGCAAGCACCGGAUGCCCCAACGUUACCACCGAGGGAUAUUUCACCCCCACCGUUACCGCCCCGAAUCGGAAGUGGAACUUUACCCCGAUUAACCCCCACUCAUUUAUCGCAAUUACAUAUUCGGAGGCAUUCGACGAUGCAUCAUCCGAACGCGCCAAGACAAAUUAAUGGGGGGACACCAAUCGCACAAGCGAAAAGUGUUUCACCCCGUUUCGUAAAUGAAACAUCCCCAGGACACGGAACGCCGAAAUUGCCGCCUAAACCAGCGAUAAAAUCAGCUGGGUUAGCUUCUGGUACUGUUUUUCAAUAUCCUUCGACGACCACCUCCACCGCCACACAAAGCUGUUUCCGGUACGAUUUUAAGGACUAGCGGUCGCUGUACGAGCCGUUUUGUUGCUUCUUCGAUUUUUUAUUGCAAGGUUGCCAACAGCAGCAGCAAAAAAAAUAAAUUAAUGAAAAAUUUAUUUAUCAUCU
Messenger RNA from Onthophagus taurus, 4430 nucleotides. NCBI's taxonomy places the organism in Eukaryota, Metazoa, Arthropoda, Insecta, Coleoptera, Scarabaeidae. The record is from RefSeq and is a predicted model, not a curated record.